AUGGCUGAGAACGAUGGAUCCCUUGUUUCCCCCGCGGAGCUGCACGAGCGUGGCCAGUGCAAACCGUGCCCUUUCUGGGUGCGCCCGAACUCGAGAUGCCACUUCGGAGCCCGAUGCCACUUUUGCCACCUCUGCGGCGAGAAGGACUUGAAGAUCUACUACUACCAAGCUCGCAAGGAGGAGAAGUGGAAGAAUCCGCAGGCAGGGCUGCCCCGGGCCGACGACCCGGAGAACGGCGCGUGGCCUGCGGGACCAGUCCCCACACCCAGGGAGCGGGAGAGCUUCGAGCCAGGUUUUGCACGGGCACGUGCCGACCAGGAGGUGCCGAAGGCCAGAGCAGCGCCAACAGGUGUAGGUGUUGCACACAAGGAUUGGCAUCUUCCCGUCCAGCGUUGGCAGCAGAAUUGGCAGGUCAUACCUCAGGAGCUUUUCUUUCAGGUGAAGGAGAACAAGCUGAUCUUCUGGAUGUGA
Molecule: messenger RNA, 471 nt
Organism: Durusdinium trenchii
Lineage: Eukaryota; Dinophyceae; Suessiales; Symbiodiniaceae
Source: the annotation of a GenBank genome assembly